Messenger RNA from Penicillium maclennaniae, 597 nucleotides. RefSeq lists its product as uncharacterized. The transcript is spliced from 2 exons. The coding region runs from base 1 to 597 and encodes 198 amino acids. Lineage: Eukaryota; Fungi; Ascomycota; Eurotiomycetes; Eurotiales; Aspergillaceae. The record is from RefSeq and is a predicted model, not a curated record.
AUGGCAGCUACGACUUAUUCAGAAUUCAAUGCCAACACCGAGGGCUUUGAAGUUGCGGAGAAAUUUUCAUCCCAGGUUCGGGGCAAGUCAGUCAUCAUCACUGGCGUCAAUCGUGGUGGAAUCGGGUUCCCCACUGCGCAAGCUCUUGCCUCUCAGUCUCCUGCGAGCCUGAUUGUCGCUGGUCGCAGCCCCUCUAAGAUCCAAGAAUGCAUCGAACUUCUGAAGAGAGACUGGCCUGACGUGAGCUAUCGCGCUCUGCAGAUGGAUCUUUCCAGCCAGAAGUCCGUCCGCGCUGCCGCUGCCGAGGUCCUGGCCUGGGAAGACGUGCCAUCCGUCAAUAUUCUCAUCAAUAGCGCCGGUGUCAUGGGUGUACAAGAACGAACCCUCACGGAGGAUGGGAUCGAAAUGCACUUCGCGACCAACCACAUAGGACACUGGCUUUUUACCUGCCUGAUCAUGCCAAAGAUCAUCGAAGCUUCCAAGCAAAACCCCAAGGGCGCCACUAGAAUUGUGAAUGUGAGCUCUGGAUCGCCUAGGAUGUCAAGUAUGCGCUGGAGCGACAUGAACUUUGAUAGAAGCUUGAAAAGUCUUGUCUGA